This is a messenger RNA of Cladophialophora psammophila CBS 110553, 930 nucleotides long. RefSeq lists its product as uncharacterized. The record is from RefSeq and is a predicted model, not a curated record. Lineage: Eukaryota; Fungi; Ascomycota; Eurotiomycetes; Chaetothyriales; Herpotrichiellaceae. The transcript has 2 exons. The coding region runs from base 1 to 930 and encodes 309 amino acids.
AUGCUGAACUGGCAUGAUUUUGACGCAGUCUUUCAGCCAAAGACCGACUAUGCCUAUGACUCCAGAACGGUAGAGACUAUCAUCAGACACCGCAAGGAGUUCGGCGACCAGCUAUUCUUUGACCGCAUCUGGAGGACGAUUGGACUUACACGACCUGCAAGGAAUAACUAUCCACCACGGUCAAACCAGGAUCUGCGCAAUUUGUGGUCCAAGGUCGUCCAGUCCACGGCUCCCGAUGAGCAAAAACUCGCACUUCUCUACUACUUGCUCCGAGACUGUCGCCAAUUGCCCAACUCCGACUCAAACUUUGCCCGGAGAACAUACCUCCCCCGGAGAUGGCAACUUCUCGUGGCUGGCUUGUGGGAACUCGAUCAUGGUCAAUUCUCUCGCGCCCUCGAACACCUCACAGACCCAUCAUUGACACCCACCUUCACCGAUGAGAUCCUCCUUACAUUGUUGCGACAUCCCAAGUGCGAUCCUUCGUUGGCGACAGCGUACUACGUUGCUAUGUCUCCACCACUGGAAGACCCGGCAGCUCUUGAAGCAUAUUUUGGGUUGGUCAUGACCAACAGCCUGGUGGAAGCAUAUUAUUUUGCACAAAGACAAAGCGGAACGAAACACAAAAUGCUGUUUGAGAAACUUGUUGUUUCCGUACAUCAGGACAACCCUAGCCCUUCUCGUUCAGAGCGAGCAACCCUUCUUGUCGGGAUGCCAUUGACUGUGGAAGAGGAAGCCUGGUUCGAGCGCUGCAUACUGGACGGUGCAGCAUCCAAGCUGCCCGGCGCGAAGGACUCGCUCAUGGUAAGGAGAAUCAUUACCGGGAGAUCAACAAGCGACUCUACUGCCCUCAGCAGGCUGAAAGGCGACAGCAUUGGAGGGAUCAACUGGGAGAAUGUGAAGGCGGGAAUUGCCGAUGCUGUGCCACAGUGA